This is a messenger RNA of Dichomitus squalens LYAD-421 SS1, 825 nucleotides long. RefSeq names its product F420H2 dehydrogenase. NCBI's taxonomy places the organism in Eukaryota, Fungi, Basidiomycota, Agaricomycetes, Polyporales, Polyporaceae. The coding region runs from base 1 to 825 and encodes 274 amino acids. The record is from RefSeq and is a predicted model, not a curated record. The transcript is spliced from 7 exons. Gene Ontology annotation, molecular function: NADH dehydrogenase (ubiquinone) activity.
AUGUCUCUCCGGCUGGCUCGCACCACGGGCCAGCUCCUUCGCCAUGCCACGACUCGUCCGAUGGCGGCGUGCGCAGUGCAGCUGAGCCGGUCUCUUCAUUCGUCCAAACCGCACAAAGCCUCCACGUCCCCCUUCACGGAGCCAACCUCUCCCAAUCCGACCGUCACCAAAUACGCUGAGACGACGGAGAAACUGCACACCUACGGUUCCUACCUCAUUCAGUGCCUCCCGAAAUAUAUCCAGCAGUUCUCUGUCCUAAAGGACGAGCUCACGCUCUACAUCUCUCCCUCUGGCGUGGUCCCCGUCCUCACCUUCCUCCGUGACCACUCGCAAUGCCAGUUCAAGGCGUGUAUGGAUAUCAGCGGAGCCGACUACCCCGAGCGUGACCAGCGCUUCGAGGUCGUCUACCACCUCCUCAGCGUGAAGUUUGGCGGCCGCAUCCGGGUGAAGACCUACGCCAGCGAGGUGGAUGCAGUCCCCAGCGCGGUUUCUGUUUUCAGGGGUGCGGAUUGGUACGAGCGGGAGGUUUGGGACCUGUAUGGCGUAUUCUUCAAGGAUCACCCUGACCUCCGCCGCAUCCUCACCGAUUACGGCUUCGAGGGACAUCCGCUCCGCAAGGACUUCCCACUGACGGGUUAUACUGAGGUACGCUACGACGAGGAGCGGAAGCGCGUCGUUUACGAGCCCCUUCAGCUCACUCAAGCUUUCCGGAACUUCGACGCGCUCUCGCCUUGGGAGCAGGUCGGCGAUGGCACUGCUCCGAAACGACCGGACGAGCUCAAGCCCGUGCCUCCUCCGCCACCUCCGCCCGAGGAGAAGAAAUAG